AUGGCAGUUGGAAUACAGGUGAGGUGCCUUCGCAUGGAGGCACAUCCCGUGUUCCUUCGUGCGCGCAUGGAGACGCGCCCAUGUUGCGUCAGUCAGCUUAGGGGUUGGUUCUCUUGUAUGGGUGGAGGAUCAGAUGAAGCAUGGAUAGAUGGGGAGACUUACAUUGGAAAUAUAUUAAUUGCUGCGAACCCUUUCCAAAAAUUGCCCCAUCUGUACGAUAGCCAUAUGAUGGCGCAAUACAAAGGAGCAGCAUUUGGCGAGUUGAGUCUGCAUCCUUUUGCUAUUGCAGAUGCUGCUUAUAUACUAAUGAUGAAUGAAAGAAUAAGUCAGGAAAUUUUGGUUAGCGGUGAAAGUGGGGCUGGUAAAACCGAAAGCACGAAAUUGAUUAUGCAUAAUCUUGCAUACAGGGGGGGAAUUGUGGAACAACAAUUUCUUCAGGAUGAAGAUGUUGAACUUUUCGUCAAUUUGCCCACCCAGAAUAUUAAUCCAGCUAAAAACAUGCUCUCUUCAGAAAAACCAAAGAAAGACCUCUGCAUGGAAAAAGUGCAGCUUCCGAUUUUCUUUCCCAAACUAAGAAAGAUAACAGCAGUGCCUUUUAAAGGAUCGGGCAAGCACAAAUACAGUUUCCAACGUGUUGAAUUUCCUUCUCUCCCUGUACACUUUUGUGACUGUGAGGAACAUUCUGGCCCUGAGACAGUUAAAGAAAAAGCUUAUAAUCAUAAAAGUGAAAAUUUUGGAGUAAAUGAGGAAGAGCUUAACAUUAUGAAGUCGGUUAUGAACAAGAUUUUGGAAAGAGAGAACUGCUCAAAUGCAACUCGUAACAACGCUGGAUUUACUAUGGAAGUACACAAUUCAGCCACAUUACUCAACAAUGUGCAAGUUGAUGACAAUGGGGAUGAUCAAGUGACGAUGAAGAUAACCUGA
Fraxinus pennsylvanica is the source of this 924-nucleotide messenger RNA. NCBI's taxonomy places the organism in Eukaryota, Viridiplantae, Streptophyta, Magnoliopsida, Lamiales, Oleaceae. The record is from the annotation of a GenBank genome assembly.